UAUAAAUACCUGCCAUGCUAACACUUGUAAGCAUUAAGUGUUGUCAUCCUUAAAAAUGACAAUGUUCCAUUUGCUUCGGUCUUUGAUCAUCAUCUGCUUGGCUAUACAGCUUUGCAAUGGAACGUGUUACUGGAAAAAACCAAAACAGAAAAAGGUGUCGUUAUGCUCCUCGUCGACCACCAUUAAGACCUCGUCGAAAUUCAACUCGGCGGUGAACUCGCAGAACACGAUUUCGGACCUGGAAACACGUCUGAAUAAAAUAGAAACCAACUCUGCGGAAGACAGCGAUGAGAUCGGCGACGACAGUAGCGAAGACCUGAACUACAGGGAUAGCUGUUCAACGCUGAAGUUGAGACGAUCCGUCCAGAGUCGCACGCUCUCGAAGAAAAUCAAUAAAUCCAUCAGCAAGACCAACACGAGAACGGUGGUGAGCAGGAGAAAAGCCACCCCUUACGUUGCGACCACCAACGUCAACGUCGGCACCACCGUGCAGGGCAGGUCGAUCAAUAACGGCUUCCAGAGAUCGUUCCAGCAGACCACCAGUACCAUUACCAGCGCAAACACGCUGGGCGCAUCUGGAAACGUUAUUCUGUCGAUACCGGUCGGCUACGUCGCGAACACCGUGUCGACGACCACAACGCGUUUGCUGACCGAACAGGAAGCCGCCCGUUUAGGACUAAUGAGCGCCACGUCGGUGUACGGAACCACGGCGUACUCUUCUUCUGCCUACCAGAACGGUGGUGAAUCGGUUUUGUCGGACACUACCGUCAGCCGAUCCACGAACAGCAAUUUGCUGCAAGUGCAGGACAACGAAUACAGAGCGAACGGAUACAACGCGAAAGGAUAUUACACCAGCGGUGGCAACGUGCAACGGAUCGCCGGCGGAUCGUACAGCGAAAGAUAUGCAGAAACGAGUCAGCCCAGAUUAUCUCCGUCGGUAAACACCAACAAUCGAAAUUUAGUGGAUGGCAGUAACGAUUUCAUAUCUAAUGAAAAUAAUCUUAACACCGGUUCCCUGACAAGUGCUAGAAGCGUGAACACGGUCGGUCAAAUUAAACAACACUCGAUGAACAGCAUUAGUAACGGCGAAAACUAUGGCGAAAACACGGUCGUAAGCGGUGUUGAUAAAUCGUACCAGACCGGUUCGAUCGAUAACAAGAGUAACGUAAAUCAAAUCAACCAGGUCGGCCAAACAACCGCUACAAGGCAAGUUAAAAAAGUCGGUAUUGUCACAGAGUCCAACUCGAACGUUUUGGGUGGCGGCAACAAAUUGGAUGAAUCGAAAUUCGCCGAAGACUACGAGAGCGGAAAACAAGUUCAAGCUCAGGUCAUCAACAAACACGCCAGCGCCACGCACGUCGUGACUAAAGGCACGGGAAGCGCGAACGUCGUUGCGGAAAGAAGUGUCAACGUCGCGGGAAGAAGUAUCAACGUCGAAAAUGGUGAGGAAUUGGGGUCUUUGGGCACCGGCACCAGCGUAACGGGUCAAAUCGUCGGCGGGAAACAAAUAAAAUCGGUCCACAAGCAGACCGUCACGCAGCAGAGGAGCUUGGGCGUGAACAAAGUGAACCACAGCAAGACCGUGUCGCAGAAGAGCGUACAACGGAGCCUGGUGACCGGUAAGACCGUGGGAUCGACCAAUGGAUCGACCGAGGACAGCGAUGAAGAAGAAGAAGACAGCGAGGAGAACGACGACGCUUUCGUGGACGAAGUGUCGGUGUACGAAUAUCUGAAAACGUACCACCAGUACCGGUUCGACAAAGGGUUGAACUCGGUGGGCAUCAUCCGAGAAGUGCUGAGCCAACUGGACUAUCAGCGUUACAUGCUCAUGGACGACAUCGUGUACCCACAGGACAGCACCCGGUACGUGGCAGACGAGGAGCAGUUCGAUUUCAUAAUCGUGGGUGGUGGUAACGCGGGUUGCGUGCUGGCCAACAGGCUAUCGGAGACGAGGCAAUGGAAAGUGUUGCUGAUCGAGGCUGGCGGUGACCCGUACCCAGUGACGCAGAUUCCCGGGCUGUGGGAUCGGACACUUAACAGCGCCGCGGACUGGCAGUACAAGUUGGAGCCGGACAGCACCACCGGGUUCGGGAUCAGUGGCAACAUUAAGCUGCACAAGGGCAAGUGCUUGGGCGGUAGUAGUACCACCGGGCCACAGGUCUACGUUAGGGGCAGCGAAAAGGCGUACGAGACGCUGGUGAAGAAGGGCUUGGACAGCUGGUCGUACAGCAAGACGGAGAGCUAUUUCAAGAAGGCGGAGAACGUGCGUUCGUUGACCAAGAUCGAGACAAACGUGACCACCACCACCACCACCACUUACGGCACGUGCGGCCUGUUGCCCGUGAAGUACUACAAGAAGACCGAAGUGACCGUGUUAGAGAAGCUGGUGGGUUCCGGUUUCGAGCAUAUUGGGUGCAAGAAGGAGCGGGACAUUAAUGACAACGGCGUCGAGGUAGGAUUUGUGUCGAUGCAAGGGAUCGUGAAGAACGGCCGGUCGGUGAAUACGGCCAAGGCGUACCUGGGGCCGACGUUCGGCCGGGAGAACCUGAAGGUGAUGAAACGCGCGUUCGUGACCAGGUUGACGGUGGACGCGAAGAGCUCCGCGAAGGUGACCGGGGUGGAGGUGCGCACCAAGUACGGGCAGAUGCUGACACUGAGAGCCAACAAGGAGGUGUUGGUGUGCGCGGGUGCGGUGGGCUCGGCGCGACUGCUGAUGGCGUCAGGCAUCGGGCCGGCCGAGCACCUGUCCGCGGUCGGUGUGCCGGUGGUCAAGGACCUGAACGUGGGCGCGAACCUGCUGAUCGCGCCGGUGUUCACGGGGUUGGUGGUGUCGUACGACAAGCCGUUGGUGUGCAACCAGACGGCCGAUGAGAUCGCGUUCAAGUAUCUGGCGAGGCGUUCGGGACCGUUGAGCGUACCCAAGGGUUUGAGCUUCGGUGGGUUCCUGAACACGGGCACGUCCGGCUCCGAGGCGGCGGACGUCGAGGUGCACCAGUUCUACGUGCCGAAGGGUUCGUACGAGGUGCUGUGCCAGUUGAAGUCCGUGUACGGGCUGAGCGACAGUAUGCUGUCGGUUUACGCGAAGCUGAACAGAGAGCGCGCUAUCUCGGUGUUCACGGUGGCGCUGGUGGACGUCAAUAGCGCGAGCAAGGUUUUGCUGCGGGACAGCAUCGGCAUGAACACCGACCCGAUCGUGGUGGGCAACAUUCUGACGGACGAGCGGGACGUGAACCGCCUGUUGCAGGCGGUCAAGACGCUGGCCGGCAUGCAGUCGGCGAUCGGGCUGAAACUGGUGGACGCGCGGCUGGAGGAGAUCGACAUCGACGGGUGCGCCGAGCACGCGCCCAACACCGACGGCUACUGGCUGUGCCUGUUCAAGUACAUGGUGUCGACUACGUCCAGCACCGCGGGCUCGUGCCGCAUGGGACCGGACAGCGACCCGGACGCGGUCGUCGACGGCCAGCUUAACGUGCGCGGCGUGUCCAACGUUCGCGUGGUCGGCCGGUCCGUGCUGCCGAUGGUGACCAGUGCGUACAGCCACAUGCCGUGCAUCAUGGUGGCCGAGAGGGCGAGCGACAUGAUACGCGACAAGUACAACCGCUGAACACCGCGCGUCUCUACCUCUCCCUGUUUCUCUCCCCCUGUCCGUUGUCCCUCCCUCUCUGUACAGUAUACUUAGCGGUCAGUCCGGCGUCCAGUGCUCCGCGCACCGGAAACGAAAUAUAUUAAUUUUACUAAACCAUAAUAAAACGCUUGGCAAAUUAAGACACA
This is a messenger RNA of Sipha flava (yellow sugarcane aphid), 3771 nucleotides long. RefSeq lists its product as uncharacterized. Gene Ontology annotation, molecular function: flavin adenine dinucleotide binding; ecdysone oxidase activity. The record is from RefSeq and is a predicted model, not a curated record. The transcript is spliced from 2 exons. NCBI's taxonomy places the organism in Eukaryota, Metazoa, Arthropoda, Insecta, Hemiptera, Aphididae. Bases 56 to 3604 code for a protein of 1182 amino acids.